This is a messenger RNA of Nyctereutes procyonoides (raccoon dog), 1380 nucleotides long. Its product is annotated as mitochondrial import inner membrane translocase subunit Tim21-like. The transcript is spliced from 6 exons. NCBI's taxonomy places the organism in Eukaryota, Metazoa, Chordata, Mammalia, Carnivora, Canidae. The record is from RefSeq and is a predicted model, not a curated record. The coding region runs from base 251 to 985 and encodes 244 amino acids. Gene Ontology annotation, biological process: protein import into mitochondrial matrix. Gene Ontology annotation, cellular component: TIM23 mitochondrial import inner membrane translocase complex.
UGGCGGGUAGUGUGUGAAUGUCAAUACGGCAGGUAAUUAAAUCACUUUAAUUCUAGUAGAAAGAGCACAGAAGGGAAGAAGAGGUGGACACGGCUUCUUUCGGGAGCUAACUUUUUUGCCGAACAAGCCGUGCAGAAUCACCGAUGUGACUGUGUAGCGCUGAGUACACUCUGGCUGGGUGUGUAUUGGGUAGUGAAGCUUUGCGGUUCCCCGCUGGCACCUUUGUAAAGCGGAGCGGUUUUCUGUGAUCAUGAUUUGUACUUUCUUACGGGCUGCGCGGUGUGCGGAGAAGCUGUGCAGGUCGUCAGGGAAGCCGUUGUUUCCGCCACGCUUAGUGCUUAACAGAGCUUGCUUGAGGGCCGCGUCGGGUUUGAGCUGGGCUCUGCGAGAGCAAAAGAAAGCGGUACGACCUAAGAGUGUCCUUGGAGUCACCCAGAAAACCAUCUGGACGCAGAGGCAGAGCCCCCAGAGGGCAGGAGACGACGGCAGCAAACAAGUGUCCGUGCACAGCCAGAGAGGGGAAACCGUCGUCUCAACGUCACAGAAAGUGAAAGAAGCUGGAAGAGAUUUUACCUACUUGAUAGUGGUGCUUAUUGGAAUCACCGUCACAGGUGGCUUGUUUUACACAAUUUUCAAAGAACUUUUUUCUUCAUCCAGUCCUAAUAAGAUCUAUGGGAAAGCCUUAGAAAAAUGCAGAUCACACCCCGAGGUCAUCAGCGUCUUCGGGGAGCCCGUGAAGGGCUACGGGGAGGCGACGCGCCGUGGACGGAGACAGCACGUCAGUUUUAUUGAAUAUGUAAAGGAUGGGCUGAAAUACAUGCGUGUGAAGUUCUACAUCGAGGGCUCCGAGCCUGGGAAGCAAGGAACAGUGCAUCUUGAAGUGAAGGAGAACCCAGAAAGUGGCGAAUAUGAAUUUCGAUACAUAUUUGUUGAACUUGAGCCCCACCCUAGAAGAACUAUCAUCAUCGAAGACAAUCGAUCCUGAGCUAACUGCAGGACCCCAGCAAGCACGGUUUCCAAGCACACGUGGAGUGGUGCGGGCACACAGCUCUGCCCUUCCCCACUCUCCUCCCAAGGCUGUAGAAUAAGAUAGGAAAGAGUGUGUAGCACAUAAAAGUGAAUGUAACUGGGUAGUAGUUGCAUUUAGAUACACGUAUGUGGAGAAUUUCUUACAGAGGGCAAAUCAUGAAAAAGAACAUACUUUAUGGUAUCUCUGAAUCGAUCAUGGGCAGUAUUUCUGUUCUAGUUAAUAUCUUUCAUGAUAAGAAAUCUGUGUUAUUAAAAACUGCACCAUGUAAAUAAGCAAAAAGAGUUCAAUAUUUUAUGCUUUCAUGCUGUAUAACUGUAAAAUCUGUGAAAUAAAGUCAGAAGUAACAGAGA